Molecule: messenger RNA, 2639 nt
Organism: Paramecium primaurelia
Lineage: Eukaryota; Ciliophora; Oligohymenophorea; Peniculida; Parameciidae
Source: the annotation of a GenBank genome assembly
AUGCAAUAAGAGAUUACAACAAUCCCAACAAAAAUCUUUAGAAAUGCAUAAUGGAUAUCUAAAAAUUUAAGUGUAAAUAAAAGAAAAAGUCCAAAUUAUCCUUGUAAAAGAUGGGGCCAUACUGCUGUAUUACAUGAUAAAUACAUGUAUGUUUUUAGUGGUUGUGGCAAAUCAGACAAUGCCAAAUAAUGGGAAUUAAUCUAUCGUAUGGAUUGCUUAACAUUUUAAUGGGAAAGAUUAACUAGUCCUUCUGCUAAUCAUCCAUCUAGUAGAGAUUCUCAUUGCUCAAUUUGCCUUCAAAAUAAGCUGUAUUUUUUUGGAGGGUCUAGUAAUGAUUUCAUUAUGGGUGAUUUUUGGAGCUUUGAUAUUGAUACAUCAGAGUGGACAGAAAUAUAAGUACCAAAAGAUAUGUAAGCAAGAGAGGGACAUUCAAUGGUUGCUUUAUCAUAGAGAUUAAUUUACAUAUAUGGUGGUUGGGAUUAAGUAUAGAAUACUAUGACAGAGUCACAUUGGUUAUAUGAUGUAAAAACUAAUAGAUUUUUAUAAAUAACAAAUUUUACUGGAGAUGAGAUGAUAAAAUUAGAAAGUCAUACAGCAAAUAAGAUUGGAGAGAGUGUUUAUAUAUUUGGUGGUUAAGGUUAAAUGUCAUAAAAGCAAUUAAUGUUUUAUAAGGAUUUAUAUAAGUUGGAUUUUGAGAAUAUAAAUGAUUUACAAUAAAGAUUUGAUUAAUAAGAUUUAUUAGAGGACAAAAAGUAAAAUGUUGAAAAUAAUAUUGUUAUUAAAAUUGAGAAAAUAAAACCAAAUGGAUCAUAAUAACCAACACCUCGUGCUUCUCAUUCUGCAGUUGUUUAUGCUGAUAGAUUUCUUUUUAUAAUAGGAGGGGAAGGGUAUAUUGAUUGAAAUAUUAAUUAGUUAUUAAUAUGAUUAAUAAAAGGAUAAUGAGGAAGAAGCAAUAGAAUAGGAUUAAGAAGAUAAUUUUUAGAAUGUUGAUGAAGAAGAAAAACCUAUUUAUCCUAAGAAUGAUAUUUGGAUAUUUGAAACUAUUAUGAGGGUAGCAUUUCUUAAUUAAAGUUUUAGACAUGGAGUAAAUUAGUACCAAGAUCCAAGACUCCUAUAUUUUAGCCAAGAUUUUCACAUAGUUGUAUUGUUUUUAAAGAUUAAUUGAUUGUAUUUGGUGGAUUGAGAAGUAUGGGAGAAGUUUUGGAAGAUAUAAUGGUAUUACAUUUAAAAGAUAGUGAAAAUCAUUUAUAAAAGUUUUCAAGAGAUGAGAUGAAGAAUGUUUGUAAAUAUUGUUAAUUGAUAUAUGGUAAUUAAUAAGAAGAGGAUAUUUCUUUUAAUAAAGUAGCAGAAAAUAAUGCUAUUCGUUAACCAAAAUUAUCUUUGACUUUUAUUGAUGAGUAAUUUAUUUAUAAUAUUUUAAAUAUAGAAUUUCAAAACUAGUUUAAUCACCUAUGUCUUGUUUUGGAUUGUUUUUAGACAAUGCAAAAUUAUCUGAAGCUUCUGAAUUAAAAAUUGAAUAUGCUUAUCGUCUAAAAAGAAAGAAGUAUUAAUAUACAAAUGAAGAUAUGUAAGAGAAAAUCCCAUUAAUAAUUUUAUUUGAAAAAGAAACUAAAGAUUUAGAAGAUUUAAGUGAUUUCUUAUUUAAUUUUGAUAUUCCAAAGAAGAAAAUAUGUUUAAAUAAAUAAGAUUAUGAAUAAAUAACAAGAAAUGGAGGAGAAGGUUUAAUAUAAGAAGAAUAAUAAUAAUAUAAUAAAAAAUAAUAUGCAUUAAAUUUUAAAAUUGCUUCACUUCGAUUAGGUGAUAGUGUAUUGAUAUGUCAUAAAUCAUAGAAUAAUUAUUAUGUUGGUUUUAUUUCAAUGAAUAAUCUUUUAAAUCCUAAUGAUGAAUCUUUGACAUUCUACAAUUAUACUCUUACUAUUAGUAGUGAGAAAGAAAGAAAAGUAGAUUCUCCUGAAAGUAAAUAUAUUUUAUUGAAUUCUAUCACUCAUCUUUUAAUUGAAGAAGAUUUCAUAUUAAAUUGUAAUUACAAUUAUACAAAGAUUUUUAUAUUUGAUCUUGCUAAAAUACAUUCUCAUCAAAAAAUAUUUGAAUUAAAUCUUUAAAAUGAUGAUAUUAUCUCAAAUACAUAUGCAGCUUUUGAUCUUAAAAAGGAUGAAGCUAUUAAAUAUCCUGAUUAUUCAUUAAAAGAAUAUAUUAAAUUCUAUUCCUUAGAUUAACUACCAUUUAAGUUAUUUAUAAAUGAUCAACCAUAAAAUUAUUCAUCUAUUAAAAAUAGAAUGGAAAACAAAUUCAAAGUUAUGGUGGGUAAUGAAAAAUUAGUUAAUAGAUUAAAUGAAUGCACUGAAGCAUAUGGAAUUUGUAGACUUCCCUAAAAUAAUUUAGGGAUAUUUUUAUAUUACUAAGGUAGAUUGAUUAAUAGAUACAAAAAAUCUUUGGGAAUAUUUUUAGGAAAUUAAGAAUAUAGUGGAUAUUUAAAUUUAAGUAAAUUCAUCAAACCUAAUUUAACAUCUGAAGUAUAAUUUUAUUUAUAUUAUCAUUAGGGUUUUUAAAAUUCAUAUUUAAGAUCAAUUUUAUUUCAAUUACUAGGAUCGUUGGAAGAAGAAUUAGAACCAGAAAGAAGAAAAGAGAUUAAAGUGUGA